Molecule: messenger RNA, 1821 nt
Organism: Exophiala aquamarina CBS 119918
Lineage: Eukaryota; Fungi; Ascomycota; Eurotiomycetes; Chaetothyriales; Herpotrichiellaceae
Product: lysyl-tRNA synthetase
Exons: 2
Coding region: 1-1821 (606 amino acids)
Biological process (GO): lysyl-tRNA aminoacylation
Cellular component (GO): cytosol; cytoplasm
Molecular function (GO): ATP binding; lysine-tRNA ligase activity; tRNA binding
Source: RefSeq, a predicted model, not a curated record
AUGGCGGACUCUGGCGCAUCAUUGGCGCAAGACACUGCAAACCUGCACGUGGACGAGGUGACAGGCGAGCGAGUGUCCAAGUCGGAGUUGAAGAAGAGACAGAAACUGAGGGCAACAGAGGCAAAGAAGAAGGAGAAGGCUGCUGCUGCACCGCCGAAGCCGGAAAAGAAGGCCACAAGCGCAGAAGUAGACGAGAGCAACCUCAAUCCCAAUCAAUACUUCGAAAUCCGCAGUGGCCGUAUCAACCGCCUGCGAGAGACCAAGCAGCCAAACCCCUACCCGCACAAGUUCCAGGUAAACACAGACCUGUCAUCGUUCGUAAAUGAGUACGCCGAUUUGAAGCCGGGCGAGCACAAGCAGGACGUCGAGAUCCGUGUUGCCGGUCGUGUCUAUACCAAGCGAGCGUCGGGGGCGAAGCUCGUCUUCUACGACAUCCGUGGCGCAGGCACCAAGAUUCAAAUCAUGUGCCAGUCACAAGAGGCAACCGGGGAGGUGGGCUUCGAGGCCCAACAUGAUCUUCUGCGCCGCGGAGACAUCAUCGGCGUCAUUGGAUAUCCCGGUCGAACCUCUCCCAAAAACCGUCCCAACGAGGGUGAACUGUCAGUGUUUGCUCGAGAGGUGAUUCUGCUCACGCCGUGCCUUCACCAAAUCCCCUCGGAGCAUUUUGGUCUACAAGAUGUGGAAACACGCUUCCGCCAGCGCUAUCUGGAUCUCAUCAUGAACGAUAAGUCGAGAAAUAUUCUAAUUACCCGGUCCAAGAUCAUCGCAUACAUUCGGAACUACUUCGACUCCAAUGGUUUUGUCGAAGUGGAGACGCCCAUGAUGAACUCGAUCGCAGGAGGCGCCACUGCUAAGCCAUUUGUGACGCACAUCAACGAAUACAACACGGAUAUGUUUAUGCGAAUUGCACCCGAACUGUAUCUUAAGAUGCUUAUUGUGGGUGGGAUUGACCGUGUAUACGAGCUGGGCAAGCAAUUUCGCAACGAAGGAGCCGACCUGACACACAAUCCGGAAUUCACGACCUGCGAGUUCUACGAAGCAUAUGCCGAUGUCUAUGAUGUGAUGAACCGGACGGAAGAACUGGUGUCGGGUCUGGUCAAGCACGUCACGGGAGGGACUAAGACAACCUUCCAUACCCAGACAGGUGAGGUUUACAAUGUCGACUGGUCGGCGCCGUGGAAGCGCAUCGAGAUGAUUCCUGCGUUGGAGGAGGCCACGAGCGAGAAGUUCCCACCGGGAGACCAGCUGCAUACCCAGGAGACCAACGAGUUUCUCAAGCGGGUGCUCAAGAAGAUGAACGUGACCUGUGCACCUCCCGAGACGAACGCACGAAUGCUGGACAAGCUGGUGGGAGAGUUCAUUGAGGAGAGGUGCGUCAACCCGACAUUUAUUACGGGACAUCCUCAAAUGAUGUCUCCGCUGGCCAAGUAUCAUCGAUCCCAGCCUGGCAUCUGCGAACGAUUCGAGGCAUUCGUCUGCAAGAAGGAGAUCGUCAACGCGUAUACGGAAUUGAACGACCCAUUCGACCAGCGUCUUCGGUUCGAAGAGCAGGCACGACAGAAGGCACAGGGCGACGAUGAGGCGCAGAUGGUGGACGAGAAUUUCUGCACGAGUUUGGAAUUCGGACUGCCGCCUACGGGUGGGUGGGGGAUGGGUAUUGAUCGAAUGACCAUGUUCCUGACCGAUAACUACACGAUCCGUGAGGUUCUGGCGUUCCCCUUCAUGAAAGAGGAGAAGAUGGGAAGUGGUGGCAAGGAGAAGGAGACGGCUGCUGAGGUGGUUGGGAUUGAACCUUUGCCUGUCGAGGGAAUUCGUAAGUGA